AUGUCCACCACUUCCAUCUGCUACUCAAUGACCUCAAUACCCUUCCUUUCUCUGACACCUCACACCACAACCUCAAAGCUCUUCACAAAACGAAAUUCUUACACACCGAGGUCUUCCUUUUCUUCUUCAUCUUCUUCCUGUUCGUUUCCCAAAAGGGUAUUUAAAAAUGGGGUUGGUCUGUGGAUAAAAGCUUGCUCUACGUCGCCUUAUAUAGGGAGAGUCGGGUCACAGUGGAGAGAAGGCAACUCUUCGUUGCUGUCUUUUGGAACAAACCCAUCAGCUGCAAUUUCCAAAGAGGGUGCGCAGAGUAGCGAUGACUCGUCUCAGCUCUUGUCAGCAAUGCUUCCCUUUGUUGUUGCUGCUACUGCUGUUGCUGCUCUGGCUCAGCCUUCAACGUUCACUUGGGUAUCUAAGGAUUUAUAUGCCCCUGCUCUUGGUGGGAUCAUGCUCUCUAUUGGAAUCAAACUUUCCAUUGAUGAUUUUGCUCUUGCAUUUAAAAGACCUUUACCGCUCUCUAUUGGGUUUAUGGCACAGUAUAUGUUGAAACCGAUUCUCGGGGUACUGAUUGCAAAGGCAUUUGGCGUGUCUAGGAUUUUCUACGCUGGCUUUGUCCUCACCACUUGUGUUGCAGGGGCUCAGCUAUCUAGCUAUGCUAGUUUUUUGAGCAAAGGAGAUGUGGCCUUGAGCAUUCUCCUCACCAGCACCACCACCAUUGCCUCAGUGAUUGUUACGCCUCUACUAAGUGGCCUUUUAAUUGGUUCUGUUGUUCCAGUCGAUGCUGUUGCCAUGUCAAAGUCAAUAUUGCAGGUGGUUCUUGUUCCAGUAACCAUUGGCCUUGUGCUCAAUACUUAUGCAAAACCAGUUGUCAAUUUCCUUGGACCAGUGAUGCCAGUUGUUGCUAUGAUUUGCACUUCAUUGUGCAUUGGCAGUCCUCUUGCAAUUAAUCGGAGCCAAAUUCUGUCUGCAGAGGGAUUCCGAUUGAUUUUUCCAGUUAUAGCAUUUCACGCAGUGGCCUUCACGGUUGGAUACUGGGUAUCCAAAAUUCCAAGUUUGAGGCAAGAAGAAGAAGUUAGCAGGACACUUUCCUUGUGCACAGGAAUGCAAAGCUCCACCCUGGCAGGUCUCCUGGCAAGCCAGUUCCUUGGAAGCAGCCAGGCAGUUCCUCCAGCAUGUUCGGUUGUUGCCAUGGCUAUCGUGGGCCUUUUUCUUGCCUCUUUCUGGGGCACCGGCUCUCAAAUCAGAGACCUGCCUUCCCUACUGAUGCCUCAAACUGGUUCUACAAUGAAGGCUUAG
Prunus armeniaca (apricot) is the source of this 1293-nucleotide messenger RNA. The record is from the annotation of a GenBank genome assembly. Lineage: Eukaryota; Viridiplantae; Streptophyta; Magnoliopsida; Rosales; Rosaceae.